GACGGGCCCCGCCCCCAGCUGGCGGAGCCGCGGCGGCUGCUGCCCGGCCGCUGUGUCCGGGCCCCGGCGGCGGCCAUGGGGGGAGCGCGGCCGGGCCGCUGCGGGCGGGACCCGUGCGGGGCGCUCUGCCUGCUGCUCACCUACUUGAGCGUGGCCUACGCCGACUACGUCAUCCUCACCCACAUCCUGCUGCAGCCGGGCUUCCGGGGCAGCCUCUGGUGUCCGUUCCAUGCCGUGAUGUUUAACCUCAUUGUCCUUCUGUUGCUGGCCUGUCACACACGAGCUGUCUUUGCUGAUCCAGGCAUGGUCCCGCUGCCCGAUACCGCUAUCGACUUCUCUGACCUGCGCGGCAACACGCCUCACAAGAACAAGCGGAGCAAUGAGGACUGGACAGUGUGUAACCGCUGUGAGACGUACCGCCCGCCGCGGGCGCACCACUGCCGCAUCUGCCACCGUUGUGUCCGCCGCAUGGAUCACCACUGCCCCUGGAUCAACAACUGCGUUGGCGAGUUAAACCAGAAAUACUUCAUCCAGUUCCUCUUCUACACUGGGCUGGCUAGUCUCUAUGCCAUGGGGCUGGUGUUAACCAUGUGGCUGUGGCCGGUAGACAGGAGCUUCCCUGGGAAGAUGGAAGGUGUGGCCGGAGGCUUCUCUAACAACCAUGUCCAGAUGGCUCACUGCAUCAUCCUGCUGGUGGAGUCCAUCCUCUUCGGGGUCUUCGUUACCGUCAUCUUCUAUGACCAGGUGGUCUCCAUCAUCAUGGACGAGACUCCGAUCGAGCAGCUGCGGAACCGGCUGCUGAAGGAGGCGCGCCGGGAGGUGGCGCACACCCGGAAGCCGAAGAUCGCGCUGCUGCGGGAGGUGUUUGGACGGGGCUUUGUGAUCUGCUGGUUUUUCCCAUGUAACUGCAGCCCCCCAUCAGGCAGGGCUCCUGCCUACAGCUACCUGCCCAACUACGAUGUGUGACCUCCAUGGCACCUCUGCAGAUGCUGCCUCUCCUGCCUUGGGGAAGGGACUUAUACUGCUGGUGGCUUUGCAGAACUUGCCACCAAACGGCUCAUUGAGGCCUGCCCUGCUGCUCCCCAGUGGCAGCCUGGGGCCAGGGUGUGUCUGCAGUGCCCGGCUCUGCUGGGUCUGCAGUGCCCGGCUCUGCUGGGUCUGCAGUGCCCGGCUCUGCUGGGUCUGCAGUGCCCGGCUCUGCUGGGUCUGCAGUGCCCGGCUCUGCUGGGUCUGCCGUGCCCAGCAUUACGACUCCUCCUGGGACAUGGUGCCCUUGCAAAGCUGAGAUCGUGAGCUGUGGAGGGGCACUCUCUAGCCCUCUGCGCCAUACUCCCUGAAGCGCCUGGCUGCCCGGCAGGUCCCGGUGCCUGGGGCAUGGAGAGCGGUCACUUAGGCAGGGUGGGCCCCGUGCAUGACCCUUCUCCUGGAUCAGUGUUAGUGCCGGGCUGCCCCCCAAGGUUACAGUCUGACACCCCCCGCUCUCGCCACAACUACAUCUGGAUCCUAGCCCCCUCCCUGUGUCUGCCUACCUGCAGCUGGGCACCUAGCCCCCGCUGCCAGCACCUCACUGCCCGGGGAUGGAGCUGGUUGUUCUGUGCUCCUGGCCAGGGAGGGAUGGCACCACUUGUACAUAGCCCUAUGUGGCAUUACCAGCGCGCUCGGCUCUGGGCGCCUGGUGUGUGUGUGUGUGUGUGUGUGUGUGUGUGAGUUUGCGGUAGCUGAACUUGCUCGUGCCUAGGCAAAUCGGAGCUUCUGUUCUUGGCCCUGGCAGCAGCCUCUGCUUCCUCGGAGCCCCUCCACGCCGUCCCCGGGGGGAUGGACCGCUUCAUAUCGUGGGGGUGGGGGAUAUGCACUGGCACCCCUCUCUGGUGGUCCCCUCCAGCCCAGCAGGCAGUGUUACUAUCUCUUAGGUGUAUUACGGUAGCGCCUAGGAGCCCCAAUCCUGGACUGGACCCCUGGUGCCAGGGGCUGUACAAACACAGAACAGAAAGAUGGUCUCUGCCCCAAGGAGCUCACAGUCUGAGACAGGAGAUGGUGCAGACAGAUGGGGGAGGCAGCAGCUAGAGCACUGGACUGGGGGAUCUUCAGUAGGUCACUUCCCUUUGGUGCCUCAGUUUCCUCAUCUGUAAAAUGGGCAUAAUGCUAGCACCUCCCAUUGUAAAGCAUGGGGAGAUCUGCUGAUGAGAUUUGCUAGACAAGAGCAAGGUGGUGUGAUAAGGACUAGGCAGGGCAGCGGGACGGGCAAUGCACUCUGCACACGAGCAGCAUAACCCAAGUGUUUUCUGCAGGCAUCACCCUAAAGGCGGUUUGAAGGAGGAUGAAGAGGGCACGCUCCCCAUGGUUUCCAGGGAGAACCCCUAGUGUGCCAGCCUUCUCGAGGUCACCACUUCUUUGCCAGGGUUGAGCUGCAGACUCCUCCACCCCUUGGACUGCUCGCUGCAAUCCCCAGGGGAACUCUGUUACUGCAAAAGUCCUUCUCUCUCCCAGGGCCAAGCCGCAGGCUCCUCUGCCCCUGAGACUGCUCACCGCAGUCCCCAGGGGGACCCCAUUACUGCACAGUCCUUCUUGCUGGUCACACACUCCCAGGGGUUAACCGCCCCCCGAAAUCGUUCCUCUCUGAGCCUUCAGCACGCCUUAUCCUAGUCAACCCCCCUUCGUUUUACUGCUCCCCAGUCACUUAUUGCAGGAAGCGCCAUCCACGGGGUGCAGUACAUCCUACCUCUGCCAUCAGUUGACAAAGCCCAGAGGAGGAGGGGCUGGAGAGGGUUUCAGUUUGGGGCUGGCUGGGGACAUGGAGUGAAGUGCAGAUGUGGUUGUCUGGCUCACUGCCCCCCAAAAUAGACCCAGCUGAGGGGUCCUGUUCUCUGCACCUACAAGCUCUGUGUUAGACCAUGUUCCUGUCAUCUAAUAAACCUUCUGUUUUACUGGUUG
Dermochelys coriacea (leatherback sea turtle) is the source of this 2931-nucleotide messenger RNA. Its product is annotated as palmitoyltransferase ZDHHC3-like. The transcript has 9 exons. NCBI's taxonomy places the organism in Eukaryota, Metazoa, Chordata, Testudines, Dermochelyidae. The record is from RefSeq and is a predicted model, not a curated record. Bases 76 to 966 code for a protein of 296 amino acids. Gene Ontology annotation, molecular function: palmitoyltransferase activity.